This is a messenger RNA of Haliaeetus leucocephalus (bald eagle), 2897 nucleotides long. RefSeq names its product BRO1 domain and CAAX motif containing (gene BROX). The transcript is spliced from 12 exons. NCBI's taxonomy places the organism in Eukaryota, Metazoa, Chordata, Aves, Accipitriformes, Accipitridae. The coding region runs from base 1326 to 2561 and encodes 411 amino acids. The record is from RefSeq and is a predicted model, not a curated record.
CGGUGCGUGCCGCUGAGCGCGCGGCGGGCUUUGGCCAGGCGGCGGCGCGGGCCUGAGGCGGUCGGCAGCGGGCGGGCUCCCGCCGAGCAAACCGCCCUGUGCUCUGUCGGGUGCGGGGGGUAAAGGCGGUUUGGACGCGGAAGAUCCCUUGUGAAGUGGCGGCCAAACCGUCCCCUGGCUUGGGAGAGGCCGAGCCGUGCGACAGCACCUGAGCGCCGCGCAGGUGUGUGAAGAUGUCGUGAUAGGUGCUGGCGGUGAGCAAGUCACCUCCUCCGUCGGGAAGACCCGGACGGUGGCAGGGGGUCGCUGCUUGUCAGAUCUUCCUUGGUUUUUUUCAGCGAAGCUGCGAAGUGUUUUAUAACGAUGGAUUUGGAGAUCGAAAAAGGAUGAUGGAGGUCUUGGGGGGGCUGGGGGGGUGUCUGCAGUCCGACGUCCUGCUUGGAGCAGGGUCAGCUCUGAGGUCAGACCGGGGGGCUUAGGGCUUUAUCCCCUGAGGUCUUGAAAGCCUUUAAGGAUGGAGACCACACAAGCUCUUCGGGCAACUGGUUCCUCAGUUCCACUGUCCUCGCGGUGAAGAAGUUUUUCCUUUUUCUCCAGUACAGACCUCCCUUGUUUCAGCGUGUGCCCAUUAUGUUUCAUUCUCCUGCCGUGCACACUGUUGAAAGCUCAUUGGGAUGCUCGUGUUAUAUAUGUUUGCUGAAGUUGAGGUGAAAGAAAAAAGAUGGUCUGUUUUAGCUGUACUGUACCAAACUUCUAUGUCUGUUACAUGUGUGUAAAUACAUCCAUGUUUUCAGCAAGGGUUACUAGGUAAUUGCAGUUACAUCUAUAUCAACGGUGCCACAAUAGAAGCUACUAGUAGGUUGACUAGGCACAAUAUAAUGACCUCAGUGAAUUGAGAUAUACCUGUAAAUUACACAGGAAAUAUUCAGCCUUAUGCAGGAGGUAACCACUGUGGGGUUUUUUUGAGUAAGACCGUAUGCAGUAGUAUAGAGCAAAGUAGGUUAUAGCUUUUUGCCCAACUUAAAAUAAUUGCCUCAGAAAGCAUAUGUAUUUCAAGAGAGUAAAAUUGUCAAACUAAGCACAUGGAUGAGGAAGACAAGGCAAUGGAAGCUUAGUGUUUCAAAUGGAAAAAAAGAACUCUACUUUCUUCUGUGUAAUUAUAUACAACUUUGUAAAGUAAUUUCUUUCCUAAUUGUUCACAUUUGGAAUACAUUUUUGUGAGCUGAGGAGCAUGACAUAUAUAGCAUCUCAAUUGUACCUGUUCUUGCAGCUAUUCAUUUCUUUGCACACCUUAGAUUUGGCGUAAACAACACUACAGAAAGAAAAUGACCCACUGGUUUCAUCGCAACCCUUUGAAGGCUACAGCUCCCGUUUCAUUUAAUUUUUAUGGGGUAGCUACCACUCCAGCUGCAACAAAGGUUUGCAAUGAUUUGAGGUUAUCUCGAACACGACUGUUGGAGCUGUUUACAGACUCAAGUUGUAAUCCAGAAAUGAUGAAGAAUGCAACUGACUUGUACUUCUCACUCUUGCAAGGUUUUAUCCUCUCACUGGAUGACUCUUCCCAAGAAUGCAAGUUGAGAUAUAUUCAGAAUUUCAAGUGGACAGACACAUUACAAGGACAAGUUCCAAGUGCUCAGCAGGAUGCAGUGUUUGAACUGGUUUCCAUGGGAUUUAAUGUGGCUCUGUGGUACACAAAAUACGCAUCAAGACUCGCUGGAAAAGAAGAUAUAACAGAAGAUGAAGCAAAAGACGUUCACAGAAGUCUGAAGAUAGCAGCUGGGAUUUUUAAACACUUAAAGGAGAGUCACAUUCCAAAAUUGAUUACACCUGUAGAAAAGGGAAGAGAUUUAGAAGCUCGACUUAUAGACUCUUACAUCAUACAGUGCCAAGCUGAAGCUCAAGAAGUGACAAUUGCUCGGGCUAUUGAGCUGAAACACAAUCCAGGACUAAUAGCUGCCCUUGCUUAUGAAACAGCUAACUUUUACCAAAAAGCUGAUCAAACAUUAUCCACUUUGGAUCCAACCUAUGCAGGUAAAUGGAGGAAGUACUUAAACUUGAAGACCUGUUUCUAUAUGGCCUAUGCAUACUGUUACCAUGGUCAAACUUUACUGGCAAGUGAUAAAUGUGGGGAAGCAAUCAGGUCUCUGCAGGAAUCAGAAAAAUUUUUUGCCAAGGCCGAAGCAUUGUGCAAAGAAUAUGGAGAAACCAAAGGGCCCGGGACUACUGCCAAACCUUCUGGACAUCUCUUCUUUAGGAAAUUAGGAAGUUUGAUUAAGAACACACUAGAAAAAUGCCAGAGAGAGAAUGGAUUCAUCUAUUUUCAAAAGGUGCCAGCAGAGGCUCCCCAGCUGGAACUGAAAGCAAACUAUGGCUUAGUAGAGCCUGUUCCUUUUGAAUUUCCUGCCUUGAACGCACACUGGACUCCUGAAACACUUGCAGCAUUUGAUCUCACCAAGAGGCCAAAGGAUGACACUGCUAAACCAAAACCAGAUGAAGAAGUAAAACCUCUGAAGGAACCAGAUAUAAAGCCUCAAAAAGACACUGGAUGCCAGAUUUCUUAAGUGCCAUAAGUGCUUUGAAUUCACUUUGAAACUGUAUUAAUUGGACUCUGGGGCUUUAGUUCUGAUCUCCCUUUUUCUGAUUCUUCUUUUUUAAUUUAGAAGACUAAUUUAAUUUACUUUUGUUAGUAUGUGUUUAUCUCGAGAAUGUGAUGGAUUUCUAAGAGUUUAUUUAUAUCUGACUUAUUUUUGGUUUUAGUGGGAUAUUAUAGAAUGAGUGGGCUUAAGUGUUCCUAUUGUGCCUCUAGAGAGUUUCUUUUUGUGGGUUUAGUUUCUACCCACAAAUAGCAAAGGAAGUAUCAUGACUGUAACACUUGAGGAUUUUUCCAUUAAAUUAUA